Messenger RNA from Acanthopagrus latus (yellowfin seabream), 3296 nucleotides. Its product is annotated as perforin-1-like. The record is from RefSeq and is a predicted model, not a curated record. The coding region runs from base 733 to 2577 and encodes 614 amino acids. The transcript has 4 exons. Lineage: Eukaryota; Metazoa; Chordata; Actinopteri; Spariformes; Sparidae.
ACAAAAUUUCUCAGUUUAAUCUCGCUCUGUCUUUCAGAAAAUGUGAUGCAAAAUUUGCAGGAACCACAAACUCCUGUUACUACUAUAAGCCUCUGUAGUGCAGAAUAAGCGGGUCAUCACUGGAAGUAUUCACUUUGUUUCUCUUGGUCAUCAUGUUGUACAUUGUUCCAAUCAUAAUAUUGGAGCUGUAUGGUGGUGACAGAAUAUUGACUGAUUAACAGCCUUCCUAGUUUUUUAUUUUUUAUGUAGAAAAUUUAGGGCAGUCGUGUUCUUUACUAUUUACCAUCUUCUACCAUACAAGUAGACUAGUUAGCCCGCAAGGCUGCUAAAUAUUAGUCUUCUGACACCUUCUGCUGUUCACUCAGUCAUACGGUUUGUAUACCUGUUGAAAGGUAAAAAUCUGUGCACUGUAGCAGAAACAAUCUGUUUGAGUGGCUUGGUUUCAGCUAGUCUGUGGGUUUUUACAACUUCAAGCGUUAGAGAUGGGUUGAAAAUACAUUAAAACAGAGAGCCCCAGCUGGGUUUCCUCAAGGUAACAGCAACAGGUAAAACUGAGAGAACACUGGUAGAUUGAGAGCAGUUAAUUAAGGGUAAUAUCUGUCCCAAUCGUUGAAAAUACUGUUUUUAAAAACCAAGCGAAACUGCGGGCAAAGUGAGUAAAUAUGAUCUUAAUGCUAAGUUAUUCAGUAGUAUUUUAGGCCCGUCCAAUAUGCAGCUUAAAGUGGCGUCGUAAUGUUCAUGUUCAUGUUUAUUCAACAAAAACAUUUCUUUUUCAGAAUAAACCAUCAGUUUGCAUUCAUCAUCCAACUUACCAGCAACAUGUUCCUGUUGAACGUCUGCGUCCUGGCUGGUCUCAUGCUGUCCCUCCCUCAGUGUACAUAUCAGUCUUGCGAGGAGGGGAAACCCAAAGAGUGCUUGGAUGCAGAAUUUGCUCCAGGCACCGAUUUGGCCGGGGAAGGCUUCGACAUCACCAAACUGGAACGUAAGGGGGCCUUUGUGAUCAACACAAAUCUGUGGAAACGCAAGGACAAGGGGUGCACCCUGUGUAGCAACCCCUAUCUGGAGAACAAAAAGCAAAAGCUCCCGCUGUCAGUGGUGGACUGGAGGGCAAAGCACUCCUGCAGCGCAAAUGUGGCCAGUACAGUCUACCGAUCCAGUGAGGCUCUGGUCACCUCCAGCACCUCUUCUGUGGAUAACAGCUGGCAGGCCAAUCUUGAUGUUCAAGCAGGAAAAAGAGGAGGCUCGCUGAUGUUAGCUGGUUCUCAGUCUAAACUGGCUGAUUACUCUAUGGAAAAAACUAAGAAUGACAAGUUCAGCUUCACAAGCCAAAGCAUGUCCUGUGAGUACUACAGCUACCGUUUGUCCGGCACCCCCAGGUUGCACAAAGAAUUUCACACAGCAGUGAAACAACUCCCCAAAACCUACAGCCCUAAAACCAAGCAACAAUUUUACAAACUGAUUGAUAACUUCGGCACCCAUUACAUCACAAAGGUGAAGUUGGGAGGAAGUGUUCAGUCUGUGACCAGCAUCAAGCAGUGCGAGGCCAGUCUGAGUGGCCUCAGUGUGGAAGAGGUGGGGAUGUGCCUGAAAACUGAGGCGUCCGCCAGCGUCCACAUUAAAGUUAGCAUUCAAACAGAACACUGCAAGAAGGACAUUGAGAAGACGGACAGUAAGGCCUCCUUCUCCAGCCGUUUCAACGACAGGUUCACAGAAAUAAAGGGGGGGCAUACGACAGAGCCAGACCUUCUCUUCUCUGCUAAGAAAGAUCCAUCAGCCUACAAGGAGUGGCUGAACACAAUUUCAAAGCAUCCAGAUAUCAUCUCGUACUCCCUGGACUCGCUGCAUGAGUUACUGCCUACUAAAGAUCCUGUCCGUCAGAACCUGCGCUCAGCCAUUAGCCACUACAUCCUGGAGAAAGGCCUGUGGAGGAACUGCAGCCAGGGUUGUCAGGCGGGCAGGAAUGACACAAGGGAUCCCUGCGUCUGCCAAUGCCAUAAUAACAGAGCUGUAAACCAAGACUGUUGCCCAACCCGUAGGGGCAUGGCGCAGGUCACCAUAACUGUACAACGGGCUUCUGGUCUUUGGGGAGACCAUUUUACAAGCACAGACGGGUAUGUGAAAGUGUUUUUCAACCAUCAGAUGUAUCAGACUCCUGUCAUUUACAACAACAACAACCCGAACUGGGCCAUGACGUUUGACAUGGGCGACAAUGUUUUGACAGCAGGCAACAAAGUGAGAUUUGAAGUGUGGGAUCGGGACAACAACUGGGAUGACGACCUGUUGGGAAAAUGUGAGCAAAUUCUGUCUGCUCGGGUCAAGAAUGAGGUCUGUAGCCUGUACCAUGGUAAUCUGUUCUACAAAUGGGAAGUGAAAUGUGCUCCAAGCUUGGGUGGAGAUUCAUGCACUGACUACAAACCCUCACCUAUGAAUCCGAGUCUGAAGAGUCUGUAUGUGUCCCGUCACGCCCGACCUGUUCCAAAGCCCAUCCUGUUAGAGAUGGGUGUGUUUGUGGACGAAACAAGCUCAGGGAGAAACCAGAGUCUUCGUGCAGAGAGUCAAAAGUUAGAUGAGAUAUAAAUAGCCAUGUUUGGCUUUACCAAUGCCGAUAUUGUUCUCUAUCAAAUCUCUACUGAUCACAAAAGAUGAGAGGUACAUCAGUUUGGGAGGAAGUGACUUUGACAAAGUGGUUAAAAUUUGAAUCAGGAAACAUUCCUGUUACACUUUGUGUGUUCAGUUUCAAAACAGUUUAAUAAAGGUCUUAAUAUACUGUAGACGCUGGCCUGGUGUUUAACAGGAUAGCAAAGCAUAUGUGGUCCCUCAUCUAAAAUUUCCUGCAGUUGUUGAGUUGAACAUUGAUUUUGGAUUUUUUGGUUUUUUUGCAUUAUUUCUUACCAGCUUUUUAUCUUGGUAUUUUAUGUUUCUAUGCAGGCAUUAUAACAUGCAGUACUAGUGUGUUUUAUCCAUUUUAAUCACAUUAUUGCCUUGUUGAUUUUUGAACAGAGUAGUGACGAAUAGACCAGUAAAGCUUAAAAGUACUUUAGACAUGUAACGCCACCAUAUUAUACAUGUUUUAUGCAUUUUAUAGUCUUUUACUCCUCUUGCACUAUUUUUACUCCUCCUUAGUGCUGUUAUAUAUAUAUGUUUUUCAAUAUAUGCACUUAUCAGUUUAGCUGUUGACUGGUUUCUUGUUAUUUUGCAAUCAUAUGUGCUUUUCUCUGUUCAUUUCAAAUAUGUUAAUCUCUCCAUCUGGGUUUUAACUUUUUAUUAUUCUUAAAUAAAAAAAAAAAUCAUAUACU